Messenger RNA from Hepatospora eriocheir, 636 nucleotides. The record is from the annotation of a GenBank genome assembly. NCBI's taxonomy places the organism in Eukaryota, Fungi, Microsporidia, Hepatosporidae.
AUGGAACCAUUUAAUAACACCUCAGACAGACCAGUUGAACACAUUAAUCAAUUAGAAGAUUACAUGUGCAAAUCUAAUAAUUCUCUUACUAGAAAGCUUAAAAAGCUAUCAAGAAAAAUUAAGGAUAACAAAAUCUUUUGUAUUUUGGUUGUGAUUUGCACUUCAAUAUUAUUUACAAUUUAUUUGAAAAGACGUGGGGAAAGUGAAAUCUCAAAAGAUCCAACUUUUUUUGACACGCCAAUAAUUUAUUCUAAUGAAACCUUAAUUGAAAAUCCAAUAAUAUCAAAUAGAUAUUCUGUAAAUAAAGAUACAGUAAAUUCUAUUAAAUCUCAGACAGAAGAAGUCACUAAAGGUAAAAUUAUUGAAAGUGGUAGUACAGUGGUAGAAAAUAUUAAAGAAAAAUUAAAUAAAUUCCCACUUAAAAAGGCAGAAGGUGAUAGCUGUUCCAAUAGAGAGAAUAUUGUUAAGGAAUUAGAAGAAGAGAUUGAAAAUAUUAAAAAUAAUGAAUCUGAAAAUAAUGAUUUCUUUGAUGAAAAUGAAGGUGAAAAUCUACUACCUGGUAAUAUUCAAUCUCCAGAAGUUCUUGAUCUUUUAGAAGGUGAAAUUUUAAGAGAAGAUGAAAGAUUAAUGAAUUAA